CUCUGUCAUCGGAGGAACUUUUGGAGGAACUUUUCUUCUUCUUGUCGCUGUGAGGGACUCUUCUUCAGAUGGAUCUGUCCGACCUUCCCUUCCCUCUCUCGUCUGCUGAUGACCUUUACGAUGACCCCUGCUUCAGCACCAGCGACAUGAACUUUUUUGAUGACCUGGACUCCCGGCUGAUGCACGCUGGCCUGCUCAAGCCAGAUGACCAUGUUCAUCACCAUCAUCACCACCACGUCCCAGUCGCAGAGGAGGAGGAGGACGAGCAUGUGAGGGCUCCUGGGGGCCCCCACCAGGCGGGGCACUGCUUGCUUUGGGCCUGCAAGGCCUGCAAGAGAAAGACGUCAAACGAAGACCGGAGGAAAGCAGCAACAAUGCGGGAAAGGCGGCGACUGGGAAAGGUCAACAACGCCUUUGAGACCCUGAAGCGAUGCACGGCGUCCAAUCCAAACCAGAGGCUGCCCAAAGUGGACAUCCUGCGCAACGCUAUCAGCUACAUCGAGUCCCUGCAGUCGCUGCUCAGGACCGGCAGGGAGGACAGCUUCUACCCGCCCAUGGAGCACUACAGCGGGGACUCAGACGCCUCCAGCCCGCGCUCCAACUGCUCCGAUGGCAUGAUGGAUUUCAUCUCUCCGUGUUCAUCCAGAAGCGAGAACAGUGAUGGUUCCUACUGCAGCCACCCAGACGAUUCCAGCAGUAAACCAUCGCUCAUUUCCAGUUUGGACUGUUUGUCCAGCAUCGUACAGCGGAUCAGCACAGACCCUGCUCCGGCCCCCCCAGGCGACAGCGUGGUCCCCCGGGGCCCUGAAUCCCCUCAGAGCAGCCCUGCAGGCUCCAGUUCCUCUGCUGAGCCCAACAGCAUCUACGAGCCGCAAUGAACCACACCGAGCUGAGGACUCAUCAUUUGCAGAAAGCCAAGACAACGUAUUCAAGACUUUUUUUCUGCCAUUUGAGAUUUUCUUCAGUUUUAGCCACGUGAACAAACUGAAGACUGCUGUUUUAAUCCAUUAAUCUCAGAAGGAAAAAGGGACAUUUUCCUCACU
Molecule: messenger RNA, 1043 nt
Organism: Trematomus bernacchii (emerald rockcod)
Lineage: Eukaryota; Metazoa; Chordata; Actinopteri; Perciformes; Nototheniidae
Product: myoblast determination protein 1 homolog
Exons: 3
Coding region: 69-878 (269 amino acids)
Biological process (GO): regulation of transcription by RNA polymerase II; muscle organ development; positive regulation of myoblast differentiation
Molecular function (GO): DNA-binding transcription factor activity, RNA polymerase II-specific; protein dimerization activity; RNA polymerase II cis-regulatory region sequence-specific DNA binding
Source: RefSeq, a predicted model, not a curated record